AUGUCCGUCCCAUCCACCGAAUACCAUGUCGACUCUUUACCCAGCAUGUCUCAGGCUUUUUCUGAUAGUGACAGCAUUGGGGCUCUCACUCCCACUUCGUCCACCGACGUCCAGCCUUCUACUCCUGCCGAAAGCGAAACCAGCAGCUCUGUGAUCAGCGAAGCGACGGCAGCACUGCACCAUGAACUUGACAGGAAACUGGAAGCCCUUGUUCUGGCUGAAGAGACAGUACCUCCCCGCGGACAGUCAGCGGCCGAUCUCCCCACCGAUGUGCCUGCGCCGACUUCUCGAGACCCGUUCGGAUUCGUCUGUGCUUUCGGGUUUACGGGGGCAUUCGACGAGCCUUCAGCCAUCCCCAAGACAAAAGGCGCCUUCCUCGAUGCAAUCAGAGGUGAGAUUGAGGGAAUCGGCAUGACGCAGAGAGGUCUCCAAUCCUACCAGAACGCCAUCAACUCUCGAAAAUAUCAUACCUUCAGCACCCAAUUUCUCAUUGACCAGAACACCGCCACCGUGAUUACCCUCGACCAGUUGGAUCAAAUAACUACCCACCUGAAGAAAGUCGAGAGAGAGGUUCAGGAGAUUGAGAAAGAAGAUGGAGAGGUCAAGGACGAGCUCAUGGAAGCCUUUAGGCAUACUCAGCCGUGGGUAAUGCGCACACGGGCGAUCCUGCGACAUUGCCAUGUUUUCUACAAGCUCAACUUUGUCCUAGCCACUGGGAAGAAGACUACGCAGCAUUGA
Messenger RNA from Fonsecaea multimorphosa CBS 102226, 738 nucleotides. RefSeq lists its product as uncharacterized. The coding region runs from base 1 to 738 and encodes 245 amino acids. The record is from RefSeq and is a predicted model, not a curated record. The transcript has a single exon. Lineage: Eukaryota; Fungi; Ascomycota; Eurotiomycetes; Chaetothyriales; Herpotrichiellaceae.